CAUUGCUCUAGUUCUCUAGGCCCCCCGAGGUGGGGUAAGGGUGGUCCUCGAGGAUGAUUAGGCUGAAAACGCACUGCGGGGCUGGACGGCUCUCUUAAACUCCGAGAAUGCCUCGCUUUACCACUCCGCUAUUCGAGGCACUCGGGCCAGUCAGAGAGAGAGCACGUGCACAUCCCUCCCCCUUUCCCCAAGGGGCGGGGCAAACGGCGCCGAGGCCCGCGUCUCCCAACCUCACUAACGGAAACGACAUAGGCGGUGACCAAUAGGAAGACGCCUCCGUUCGAAUCCCACCCCGAGCCCCGGGCGCUCCCCGGAGAAGGUAAACAAAAUUAAUACGCUUGCGCCAGCACCGGUCCAAGAGGAGAAUCACGUGAGACCGCGGUCCGCUAGCGCCCGGGGCUCGCGAAGCUCUUCAUCCCGAGCGUUUACAGCGCUCGGGCAGCCGCAUCCGGGGGUUUGGCCGGAAACGCCCCCUUUCCUCAGGUGGCCUGGGAGCCGGCGCGCGACACUCGGCCUGGAGUCAUGGCACGGUGCGGAGUGAGCGGCGCGGGCCCCCAGGGGCUCCCGGGGGCCUGCAAGAAGGGGAUGGCUGAGCGUCGCCGGCUUCGGGCAAUGGUGUCGGAGCAGCUGAGUCAAGAUCUCCUCAGGCUUCUCAGAGAAGAAAUCCAUUCAGAUAUCACUUUUUGUAUAGGCCCUACAUUGUUCAAAGCUCACAAAGCUGUGCUUUUAGCAAGAGUUCCAGACUUCUAUUUUCACACUGUUGAAAAAACAUUAAAUAAUUGGGAGAACCAUGUUCCUGUUGCUGUGGAGAACUUUGAACCUUCAGAAUUUAGAACAUUUUUACAAGUUGUAUAUUCAUCAGACAAAAGCAUAAAAAACUAUGAAGAAGAAAUCCUGAGAAAGAAGAUGCAUGGGGACAGGUUACAGCAGGAAACCCUGAGUAUUGAUGUAAAUUCUGGAAAGAAUGCCAAAAAUGAUGGAUGGUCAACCCCUUCCCAAAGGAAUUUGACAAAGCUUCAAGAUGGAAAUUUGACUGGUUCCUCUCUCACUGAAGACUGUCAAGUUCCAGAACAAAUCAGUGAUAAUGGGGACAACUUGUCUUUUAUAGACAGUUCUGACCUGGAACCUGCAUCUGAGUUAGGAGAAGAUUUGUUGAAACUUUAUAGGAAGCGUUGGUGCCCAGAUAUUGCUAUCUGUACUGAUGGGAAAAGUUUUCAAGCCCAUAGGGCGAUUUUGUGUGCCAGGUCUCGUUAUUUUGCAGCAAUGCUGAGUGGGUGUUGGGCUGAAAGCUCCCAAGAGCACAUCACUCUUCAAGGUAUAAAACCAGUAGAAAUGAAUGUUAUGAUGCAUUUUAUAUAUGGAGGGACACUGGACUUGCCAAAUAAAACUAAUGCAGGUCAAAUAUUAAACCUGGCAGAUAUGUAUGGAUUAGAAGGAUUAAAAGAAGUGACACUUUAUAUUCUUAAAAGAGACUACUGUAAUUUCUUCCAGAAGCCUAUCCCAGGAAGAUUGGAGGCUAUCCUAGAAUGUCUGAUUAUUGCUCAUUCAGUGGGAGUGGAAAGUCUUUAUGAUGAUUGUAUGAAGUGGAUUGUAAAGCAUUUUGCAAGGUGUUGGUCAGAGAGGAGCUUUGCAAAUAUACCUCCAGAGAUCCAGAAAAAUUGUCUUACUAUGCUAAUUCAAUCUUUAAAUGACAAAAAUGCUGCCUUCCUUCUGAUGGAAAGUGACAGACUAAUCGUCAGCCUUCCCAGAGUGAAAUGGACUGAAGCAGCGCUGACCAUGGCAUCUAGGCUUCAGGAAGAAUGCAUAGCAUUUAUUGUGGCCAACUUCUCCCAGACAAUACAGAGUGACAACUUUGCUCUUCUUUUACAGUCACAAGCAAUGAGUAGCACAGCAGAUCUCUUGGACAAAGUUCUUCAAGCAAUUGAGAAGAACAUCACCACUGAGAAUAGCUGUUUACUUCUAAUGGCUGUGGAUACUCUGCUGAAUGCUGAAAGUACAAAGGAAAUGGGUUUUACGUGCAAGAUCCAGGCUCUGCGUGAUAAGCUGUGGCUCUUCCUGGUUCAGUCUUUUUAUGCUGUUCGUCACACGGAAAGCUGGAGUCUGAUGAGACCAGAUGAUCAGCAGAAGAUCCAAGCAGCUGCAUUUGAUAAGGGUGAUGAUCGAAGACUUGGCAAAAAACCAAUAUUCAGUAGUUCUCAGCAAAGUAGAUCCAUUUCAGACUCUAGUGAUAUAAAAAACAGAUCUUGGAGAGGAAAAGACAAGAAAGACUACUGUAGUUACCCCUCCACUGAUCAAGAGAAAAUGAAAUCUGAUGGGCUAGGUGCUUCUGGACAUACAUCAAGUACAAAUAGAAAUUCUGUGAAUAAAUCUUCAAAACAUGAUGAUUUAAAGGGAAGGGACAGUAAAAAAGCAGUGUCUAAGAUUACAAAAGAUAUUAAAACUGGGGAAAAGAUUGCUUCUGGAAAGCCUAGAGCUGUUAUAAAGCCCAAAGUAGAAAAUAAUGAUAACACUAAGACUGAUAUGUUUGCUCGACAAGAUAUUGAGCGUUCCUCCUCCUCCUCCUUGAGUGGACAGAAAAAUUCAGUAAGUGGAAAAGGAGUAAAAACCCAGGAAGGAAAAGGAGCAGGUGCUCGGCCAAAAACAGUCACUGGAAGCUCAAAUAUGCCAGCUAAAGCAAAGCCUCUGAAGAAAGCCACCGGCAAGGACUCUUCCUGCCCAGGUUCCACAGGCUCUCUCAGCAAGUCAGCCAGUUCAAGUGUAGAAUUACAAAGUCCCAGUGAGUGCCUGGAUGAACCAAAGGAGAGUGGAUCUAUAAAGGAAGAGAAGCCUUCUGACAGUAAACCAUCUCCUUGUAAUACUCUUCAAGGACAUCAAAUAAUGAAGAGCAACUUGGAGACUUCCAAAGGUUCUGCUGCAGCUGUGAAAUCCCGGCCUGUUUCAAGGAAUCCCGAGGGAAUUUCCAACAAAAAAAGAGUUAAUGAACAUGAGACUCUCACAAGUAAUAGUACAACCAAGAAGGUUAUUGGCAAGGGGUCUGGUGAUCAUGUCUCCCAAGCAGUUUUGAAGAAAAGAGGACACAGUAGUUCUGUAGGCUUACAACGAGCAAAAAGUGCUCCAUCUAGUCUUACUAAAACCCAAGGAUCCCAAGGAGAUUCACCAAAUUCAUUAAAAUCUACAGCCUCUCUAAAACAUUCUGAAGAAAAUGUGAUACAGUUAAAUCCAACAGCUAAGAAAAGAGCCACAAAGCCAUAUGCAUCUUUGGCAAAAGCCAAUGUAAAAACAAUGGCCAAAAUUCAAGUGCCCUCAAAGAAUGGAGAAACGCUUAACAAUAAAGAUCAGAAACAGAAAACUACUUCUGGUCAAUCUACAAUAAAGUGUCAGCCUUCUUCCCAAAGAUCUUCAAGAAGUGAAUCACCUGUGACCCUAAAGAACACAUAUAAUGAUGGACCAAAAAAUUGGGCCCAGAAAAUUGAACCUAUUAGAUUCCAAGUUAAUGAUAAUAACAAAGCCAAACAAAAGCAACGUAGGUUACCAAUUAAUCCUGUACUAGAGACCAAUGGUGUGAAAACAUGUUCAUCUUCAAGUCUGUCUGAUCCACAAAAGCCAUUAAAUUAUGAAGAAAUUGAUAAAUCUACACUAGAAUCUGAAUUGUCACUUCCUCCUGUGAACAUUCAGAUUGUCUCUAAACCGAAUGAAGCAGUAAAAAAUGAAGUAAAAUCCAAACACAUUUCUAAGGGUAAAAAUGACAUAAUGUAUCCUGGUGAUGGAGAAGGCAUUAAUUACAACGUGCCUAAGAUACACAGUGUUACUGAUGGGAGUGGUGAUGCAGAGUCAAAAUUUUAUAGCAGCGCCCAUCUAAAAUCCAUGACUUUAAGUCCAAAUCCAGCCCAGCAGUGUGAAAUUAUUUGUAACUUUGUGGAUAAAAAUCAUUUAGAUUCAGAAAAUAGAAAGCACUCGUCUUCAGAGAGAGGUAGCUAUUUGGAACAAAAGGCUCCAACUAUAUCAGACAUUAAAAGUGGGAAAGAUACUUCAGUGAGCCUUUCAGAAAGAGUCACUCCUACUUUUAAUUCUGUACAAGAUGAAAGAAAAUCUCAUAUUUUUGAGCAAGAGCUAACCGUUACUAGUCAGUUGCCGGAUGAAUUUUCCAUGCAAGAAGACAGGCAUGUUCCAAACAGAACAGAUGUCUCUGAUAAAUGUUUUUUGAGUCAAAUACCAGAAAGAAAUUCUCCUAAAGAUGCAAACCCAAUAGGAAUGCCCGAGAGCCAUGAGAAUCUGGAAACUCCUUUUGUGGGUCAUUGGAACCUGAGUACAGGUGGGAUGCACCAGCGGGAGAGUCCAGAAUCUGAUACUGGCAGUGCCACUACGUCAUCUGAUGACAUAAAGCCUCGAUCUGAAGAUUAUGAUGCUGGAGGGUCUCAGGACGAUGAGGGCUCAAACGAAAGAGGCAUUUCUAAAUGCAGCACUAUGUUAUGUCAUGAUUUUCUGGGAAGAAGUAGCAGUGAUACCAGCACUCCUGAGGAACUAAAAAUCUAUGAUAGUAGUUUAAGGAUAGAAGUAAAAGUAAAAAAGCAAAGUAACUCUGAUGUUUUCCAAGUCAAUUCAACAAGUGAUGAUGACAUUCCUAGGAAAAAGCCCGAAAAUUUGUCUCAACAAGGGAUGGCAGUGAACCAUCCUCAGGAGAAAGAACAUCUUCCACGAGGAGGUAUCCCAUUUACUCAGGAAACAGACCAGGUUUCUUCCUCAGCAGACGAAACGGAAGAUGAAAGAUCUGAAGCUGAAAAUGUUGCAGAAAAAUUUCCUUUGUCCAACCCACCUCCUCAGCAGUUCCAAGGCAUUGUCAAUUUGGCUUUUGAAGAUGCAGCAGAAAAUGAAAGCCGAGGAUUUCCUGCAACUAACAAUUUUAAAAGGUCAAUUUUACUUUCCGUGGAUGAAUGUGAGGAAUUGGGAUCUGACGAUGGGGAAGUUCAUACCCCCUUUCAUCGCACUAUCAAUUCUCUGACUCCUGAGGUUUUUGAUAGUCAUGAACAUCAUGGAAAAACUUCAUCUUCCAGAUACUCAGAAAUUGAAGAUAGUUUUUUAGAGUGCAAACAAAGUGAAAAAAGUGACAAAUCAGAAGGAAAUGGGAGCCCCCUCUGGGGUCCUAAUGAAUUUGACUCUACAGGAAAAGAUAAACAGGGUACUUCAGCAAACCAUGCAGCAGAUAUGCCACAUAAAGCAGAUGGACUUUGUCUCCCAGAAGAUGCCAAUGUGAGUGUUAGGUGUGAAGAGGACAAUGAAACACAGCAGUGCAUCCGGUUUUAUGAGAGUGAAAUAAAAUCUCAAGAAAGACCUUGUCAUUUAGCACUUCAUCAAAGAGAACCCAGCUCAGACACACCAAAGACCAACAACUCAACCUGGUCUGUGGAUUCCCAGAAGAGCCAGGUUCUGACUCAGGAAGGUCUAGUGAAAGAAAUCUGCCAUGCACCUACUGAAAAUGCUAAUACUGCUCUCACUGCAGGGAGAAUGACCUUUGGACUGAAAAGGACAGAACCAAAAUGGCUAACAGGUAGAUUUGAUAAAAUAAAUAGGGAGAAAAUUAAAAGAGCAUUUAGCUCUGGCCCUCAAAUUCACCAUCAUCAGACCAACAUGAGCUCCGUCAUCAAGUGCUGAAUUAAUUAUUUGAAAGAUCAUGGAGAAUAAGAAAGGUAUUGCAGGUUUGGAAAAAGGCAAAUGUCUCUGUUGUUUUUGUUCUAAAUUUUGUUUUUAAGUAAGAAAGUAGUCUAUAAAUUAUAGGUCAAUGAGUUUAACUUCAAUUCCUCACAAAAUUCUAGAACAUUACCAAGGGAACCAGGAUAACAAAGGGCCUUGAGGUUGUACCCUGAGGAUUGGUUGAAAGGACUGGCUUUUUUUAGCCUGAAGAGAGAAGAGUAAGAAGUAAACGAAAUAGACUGCAGGACCUAAAGGAUAGAGUUCUGAGCUUGGAGACAUGAAGACCUGGGUUAAAAUGCUACCUCUGACCUUGGCUAGCUAUUUGAUUGUAGGAAAAUCACCACCUCGCAGUCUCAGUUUACUCCUUCCUUCCUGUAUCAGAAGGAUGAUAAUGCCAGUAAUAUCUACUAGUAGGCUUGUUACGAGGCUUAAAAUAGACAGUCUGCAAACACUAAAAGGCAAUUCAAAUGCUGAUGAAGAGAACUAAGAAUUUGAAGGUUUUUGCUGGGAAGAGGGAUUGACUUUCUGCUUGCACCUGAAGGCAAAACUAGGAAAAAUGAUUGGAAGUUAUCAGAGGCAAAUUUAGGGCUGGUGGUUGAGGACUGCAUUUCUGACCAGGAGAGCCCUCCCAAUGUAGAAUGAGCUGUUCAGGAAGCAGUGAUCCUCUUCUUCCGAAUUCUUCAGGUGAAAGAAGGCUAGGUGCCUGCUAGCUAUGUUAUAGAGUUCUUUUUCUGGCACAGGGGAGGACUUGCAGACCUUCCAAAUGAGAUCUUCUUGGUUAGGGUGGCAAGGCACUUGAAAAGUUCGGAAUUGCUUACGUUAUAUAUAUAUAACAAAAGGGAAUUCCACAUUGUCAUGUAGCACAAGCUUUUGUAGAGUGAGUGAUGUCUCUCACAUUCUAAUUGAUUUAAUUUCAUACUGACCUUACACUUAAAUGAUUUGCCUACUAGGUCAUGAUUUCUCUCCUCUUCCCCUCCUCCCCUUCUCCCCCCCCCCGCCAGUAUAUUAUAUCUUUUUCCCUCUCUUUCGUAUUUAUCAUGUAAUUUUUAGUGUUAUGUUUAUUGGUGAAUACAUUCCUUUAGCACCCUUUAGACUAUAAGCUUUAUGAGAAUGAUGACCAUAUCUUAUUUAUCAAACUUUGUAUUUUUUUGAGCCACUGCUCAGUGUUCUACUUAUAGGGAUGUUUAAUGAAUGUUUGUUGAAUAAUAACAUGGGUCAUGUAUGUAGAUCGUUUCUUCAAGUAGCUCCUGAUAUGCCCAUGUUUCUACUAUUUUACUUCAAGGGCUGUUCUACAACCUAAUAAUUGAAAAUGUGUCAAUUCUUGCUUCUAAUUUUAAAAUAAACCUAUAAAGAUCAAAUAUAUUCCAAGAAGUGUUUGGCCCAGCCCUUUUGCUUUUUGUAUUAUGCUAACCACUAUCCAAUGUCUGUGUCCUUGAACCAGCUUUUAAUUGCCCAGUUUGCAGAGUAUAUAAAACACAUUUAUUACCCCAACCCAAGUAAUUACUGCUACCUUGAACAUUUAUGGGUUUUUUUCUGAUAGCUUGUGGUAUGUGUCUGGGGUAUACAAAUUGAUUUUAAUAUUAAAACAAGAUUAAGAAAGAAAUAUUUCAGCAAAAAGUAAUAAGUGACCAUUAGACAUAAAAUAAGGCAACUAUUUUUGAGAUCUGAUAUUUUGAAUUACUUGAAUAAUUUCUUUGCUCACCUCUACCAUAUUAAUGUCUAUAAUUGAACAACUCCUUUUUUAAAGAUAAAAAUGUUAUGGCCUCACAGCCUUAAAUCAUUUAGAUUAGUAUUUAAUUGACAUUAACAGCAAAAAGUCUUUUCUCUUGACCAUGCUGAAUCUCUCCCUGCAACUUAAACUCAUUUUCUCUGUUAUCUUUUGUGUUAAGAUCAAUAGUAGCUAGUUAGAAAUUUUGCAUGACUUUUUUCAUUGAUAUAGCACAGCUUGAUAGGAGCAGUCUUGGCCUUCCAGAUGUGCAUUAUCAUUAAAUGGUAAAGGUAAUGUUGCAUUAGGUUCAGUGAUUAACUUUAACUAUGUCAGCUAAUGCUUUUAAAGUGUUAGGCAUUCAAAAAUACUUAAAAUUUAAGAUGCUAGAUUUUAAUAAGUACUCAUUUAAUGAGCUAUGUAUAAUUAGUAUCUUAAGAAAUUAAAUUUAAAUCUCUGUAGCAUUCAUUUAAAUUUAAUGUAAUGUUUAAUGUAAUGAAAUUAUAAUGUUUUCUAGAGUAUUUUGGCAGAGCCAUUAGCUAACAAGUUUUGGUGCCCAGGGCAAGCAACAUGGGGAGAUUCAUGAAGCAAUGCUAAAAUCAACUUUGAAAUUCAAAAUGUAAAAAUAAUUCAAGCAAUUAAGAUAACUUUAGUAGACUAAAAGGAAGGAAUGGUUACUAUAGUUGCUGAUGGCACUUCAUUUGAACUAUUAGCCUUGCUAACUAGGUGUUAAAUUUUAGUUGUUAAUAUCGAUGCCCUUCAAAUUGCCUGGCUCUUGGGCAAAACCAUGGCUAGUUGGCCGUAAUUAAAACUAUGGACUUUGCGUGUGUUAUAGAAUUGAUAGAGAAAAAAGAAUAUUAAGAUUCUAAGAUGCUGUCAUUCAGCCUUUAGUUUGCAGAUGUUAUUUGUCAUUCCCGUCUUUUCUUUUACAUGCUUGCAUCUCUAGCAUAGUGUUUGCAUAUAUUAUGAAAAAAAUUUUAAUUGAAUUGACUAAUAUCUUUGUUUAUGACUUGCCUAAAUAUCAGGUCAAGAGUACAUACAAUAAAUCAAGAUUUUUCUGAAAAAAAAAGAGUGUGAAUAUGUAUCUGAGAUAAGAUGAAUUUAUUAAAAUUUCCCCUAUUUACUAGUUGAUUGUAUUCUAGGCAUUUGGGUGUGCCCCACUUUUUGUGAUUGCCAUAAUCAUAAACUGGUUUUUCUUAAUUUACAAUUACAAAAUGAUUUGUCCCUUAAAAAAAAAAAAAAAAAGGACUAGCUUCUCAGUACAAUUUCCUCCAUUCCCCUCAUUAAUUCCUCUGAACUAUCCGGAUAGUUGAUCAUACCUAAAAUGUCAAAUCAUUCAUAACUGCCAGAUUCUCCCAGCUGAUUUCCUCUUUAUGUAAUGAGCCUUGUCCUUUCAUCUCUUUCUCUGCCUCACUCCUUUUAUACCUAUUUUUCAUUUUCUAUGACCUCCAGUCCCUUCACAGACUUAACCCUAAAGUUGAACAUUCUUUCAGGUAUAGUCCUCUACCCCUCUGAAUUCUUUGGCCCCCUGCCCUUGUCCUAAUUUCACAUCACUUUCAGUAGCUUUCUAUAUUCCUAUUUGCAUAUUGCUGAGUGCUUCCAGAAAAAAUUGUACAAUCCUGCCAACUGGGUCCACUACAAAUCUGUAAUUAAAGAACUUUCCAUAAUUUCAUUUUCCAAUAAUUUUGGUCCAAAAAAUAAAGUUUGAGACAAAUUUUCAAGACCUUAUUUCCUAUAAGAUUUGUGUUUUACAAUGAGCAGAAUCAUUUAUGGGGACCAUGGAAGUGGAGAGGGACUAUUGAGUGUUACAAGAGGUUGUGAGAGUGAAGCAUUUAUUGAUGAGAUAGUCAAUAUAAUAGAUAAAGGAGUUAGGAAUUUGGCAUAUUCCAAACCCAAGAAGCCUGAUGUCUUCAGAGGGUAAUUCAACAUAAAUGUUAGUAGGCAGAGGCAAAGUCACCAGGAUUCAAGUUUUCCAGCUUUAAUGUAAGGCAAACUGUACACUCAAGUUAAAAUACUGUCCUCAAUGACAUACAAGUUUUUAGGAGAAUGAACUUAUUUGGAAGAUGGAUGCUGAGAAUACUUUUAUGUUCAAAUUAAAUGCUUUUUAUUCUUUACUGUUCCUUGCCUGGAUUUUUGAUAAGGUAAACUAGAUCCUAAUUGAAUUAAGACAUUUCCCAUUUUAAGCAGAAAUGGGACGAAUCAUGAGCCUGUUUACCAAAAAACAAAUCCUGAAAAUGAGAACUCAGAAGCUAGAAAAUCUGGUGCUACCUGGCACAUUAGGGAUUUUAUCUAAUCUUAAUGGUCCCUUCUACAUGGAAAUCUCUUUGUUUUUCCUUCAUUGAAUGUUGUAACAAGGGCAGGUGAGAAUUCUUUGGAUGGAACCUAGCAAAUCUAUAAUCAAAAAGACUUUGAGAACAAGACAUAAAACAGCUUUAAUAUAUUCUCAAGCUAGAAUAGGAAUGUUUGUUAGAAAGAAAAAAAUUGAAACACUCAGAAGUUCCCAGGAGACAAAACCCAAGAAAUCUAAUAAUCUUUUGGCUUCAGAUUAUUUUUAUUCACAUCUUUAUUUUCACUAACUUGUAACUGAAAUUUAGCAUUUCCUUUAAUUAUGAAUGCAGGCUUAGUAAUUCUGCCAAAGAGAUCCCUGAAACCAAAAGUUAAAAAUUUUCAAUUUAAUUGAAUCCCUUCAUUUUACUAGUGAUGAAACUUAGAAAGAGGAAGUGUUUCACCUAUUAGUUUCAGAACUGAAUCCAAGUCUAGGUGAUUCCUAAGAUCAGAGCUUUUUUUCCCAUUCUUCAUAGAGAUAAGCACAUUUUAAUUGGGAGACUACCUCAAAGGAAUGAGGAGGACUUCAAAGGUUCUCUAGUAGGACAAUUUCACAAAAGGUGAAACAUUGUUGGGAUAGGACUUUCAGCAGCAUUCCUCAAAUUACAUUAUAAUUGAGGAAUGAGCCCAUGGAUUGGAGAACCUACAAUGGCGAGACAUGAUUUGACUUGACAGAUUUUGCUAAGACUUGAGAUGCGGUUUAUAACUGAACUAUAACUUUGGAGGAGAAAGGAUAGAUAAAAUGGCAGCAGGUGAUGAGAGAGGGAGCACUAAGAAGUUACACCAAUAAAGAAUCCCAGGAAAUGGACGAAAGGCUUGGUGGAAAGCAUUUAGACAAAAAAUGUCUCCACUCCUCAGUUAGAAAUUAUCAGGCAGAAUUUCCCUGUCUUCAAAAGGUGAAGAAACCAAUAAGAUACAAUCAUAGACAUGAUGAAAACUCCAAAUGGAGUGGUCUUUCCUCUUAGCAUUUGUAAUAGAGGAAUGUAAUGCUGAGAGUACCUUGUUAUGCACACAAGAUGUUUGAAGAACAGAUUUCCACCAUUCAGAAAGGUAGGACAAUCUUUUCUGAAACUGUACAAGAGAAGUCAGUUUAGGAAGAAAGAAAAGCUCUUUUGAAUGAAAUUCUGUAAAUACAAAGACAACAUUGAAGAGAAGAGAAGGUAACGAAAGAGACUAAUUGGAUGCAGAGGAAAUUUGUCAAACACUUUUAAUUUUUAAAAUAUAUAUAUAUGUAUAGAAGAUAGAAGCAAGGACAGAUAAUGGAGAAUCCGCAAAAAUACUAUUAAGACUAAUGUUAGAAAUGGUAAAUCUCAGAAUGAGAUGAUAUUGGGUAAAGAAAUCUAAGAUUACCUCCUCAAUAAAAUGGCUUCUGUUUGAUUUUAGAGGUUUUCAUUAGGUUGAGGAAAAGACGAAAAGGGAUUAAUCCUAGGGUAGAAAGGAAAGUAAGAGACAUUGGAGAAAAGUAAUCCUUUAAGUUUUCUAUGUUAAAGUGAAAGGAGUGGAGUGCAGUGAGCUGGAAUGAUUAAUACAAGAUGAUAGGAAGAGGAGCAUCCACAUAUUCCUAGUGUGUUUACCUUAGUUGCAUGAACUAUGUCUUUAACACACUAAAAACUGUAAACUGUUUGUGGAGCCAGAAUCAGUGAUUUUCAAAAGAUGAAUUAUCAAAAA
This is a messenger RNA of Antechinus flavipes (yellow-footed antechinus), 11386 nucleotides long. It is a transcript of the gene BTBD8, whose product is annotated as BTB domain containing 8. Bases 523 to 5649 code for a protein of 1708 amino acids. Gene Ontology annotation, molecular function: protein binding. Lineage: Eukaryota; Metazoa; Chordata; Mammalia; Dasyuromorphia; Dasyuridae. The record is from RefSeq and is a predicted model, not a curated record. The transcript is spliced from 18 exons.